AUGCGUUUUAUUCUGUACUUUCUAUUUUUGUUCCUAGGUCACAAUGAAUGCGCAAAACCACGAAGCGUCAACUUAGCGCUGGAAACUGUAUUUGAAUUCAACAAUGAAACAGAUGUUGGAUUCGUUGAAACUGUCAAAGGCUUCUUGACUAACAUAAAAGAUACUAUAGAUAAUUCAUAUCAAGCCAAUGAUUAUCAGACCAGACGAAUGGAUUCAUUGACCUUUACAGAAUUCAUAGAAAACUCUAUAAAUGUACUGAAAUCUUAUAACGAUCUAGACUUAGCAUAUUUUAUAGAACUGCUUGAUACAGAAAUAAAUGAACACGAUUAUCGAAACUGCGAAGUUAAAAUAACCAACGAAUUCAGCUUACGAAGCUUUUUUGCUGACAAACUUUCAGACGCAAGAAAUUUACCAGUUACGGAAAUUAGAAGAUCUUUAGAUAACAUUUUAAGGGAACUGAGGACUAAGAGAGAAAAAAGACGUAGGAUUUAUAAUUUUCUCAAUUCUUUAGUCAAAAGACGCACUCAAGAGAGAUUUAGAAGUAUUUUGAAUUACUUACAGCUUUACAGACGUCGGCAAAUGGAGCCAACAAUAACGCUGCGCACGGUUGUUGAGAAAAGCAUACGAUCUCUCAUUAAAGAUUAUAUUUGCAAUCUUAAUUAUUCCAGUUGGCGAAAAAUAAGGCACAUGUUCAAAAUAUUCUAUAAAGAUUUAAAGAUGCCUGUACAUAAUCUUAAGAAGGAUUAUAAAUGGGAUCGACAAGUAAAGAAAGCUGUAGAAGAUAAUGACGAUUUGUAUGACCUUGAUAUUUUAAAAGAUGUUAGUAAUGCCAAAAGAGAUACAUAUGUAAAUCGAAACAGUAAGGAAAAUAAGUACCAGAUAAACACGAAUGAAGAAUACCAAAUCCAAGAGAAGAAGGAAGAAAGAUCUAAAAAUAGGAAAGGUAAAGUCAAUAUCAGUUUGACCAACUCUGAUGAUAUUCUGGAUCUCAAAAUGGACUAUGGAGAAACUCAAGAUGAAAAUAAUAGUGAACACACGAAAAGUACAAUAAAAAGAAGGAGAACUAGAAAGCCCAAAGAGGCAGAGAGUGAAUUAUCUAUUUCAAAACAUGAUAACGAAGAAUCAACACAGGACCGUAACAAUUAUUUUGAAAAAAGUAAAUCAUUUACAAUGCAUAGGAAAACAAAAAGCAAACGCCAUAGAACAUUUGUUACACUUUAUCCUGAGAUCAUAAGCUAUAUGACAAGAUCAAAUAGAAAAAAUAAAAAAACCACCGAUUAUUUUAGAAAUGACAAGAGAAGUCAAGAAAGAAAGAGCGACAUAGAAGAAGGAAAGAAGGAAAGGAGAAAGAAUAAAAAGACGACACAAGGCCUAAUAAGUAGAAUUAAUACUAAUAUAAAUAUCGGUUUACAUAAAUCUACAAAUCCUAAACUCACGAACUCUCAAAAUUCGCACAUAAAGCGUUUCAGGAUAAAAUCAAAUCUUUCAACGUUGAAACACGAAGAAAAUAAAAGAGCAAAAACUAUAAAGGCCACAACAGCAUUUAAAUCUGAAGAAAUACUUAAAAAAGAAUUUCAAAUUAGAGACCAUGCUGAAGUAGACCAUUUCGGAAGUUUAUACAAACUGCGAAACAAACAAACACCAGAAAUGGUUUAUCGUGGAUUUAGAAAAAGCAACGACUUGGCAACAUUAGGCACAACAGAAGAUACAAAUGUUAAUACAACUGUAACAACUACAUUAACGACAAAGACCUAUGGAACACUAGCAUUUUGGAAAGGAACUAAACUCCUUGAAAAUAUUACAACUAAACGCACUAGGGGCACAGAGACAUUAACAACAGAUAAAAUAGUAAACAUACUUUCCACGAGAAAUACAACUAGACUCACCUCAAAUUCCACUAAAACAACAUCUCUAGAUGCAAAUGAUAAAGCCAAUAACACUGCAUUUAAAAGUCAAAUAACUGGAAUAAAGCGUAACGAUAGUGACACUCAGAUCAAAAGCACUCGAAGUAAAUCAAAUCAGGAAACGAUAAAAUUACAGAAUGAUACAAAAUAUCUCGUGGAACCUUUUUUGAGUUUAAAAACUACGCAUGAACCAACAAUGAUUAGCCAAGUCGACCUGAGAAGGUUCUUGAAUAAUUCUAUAUUAAAUGAAGUUGGUGAGAAUCCUACAAUGAAAAAGCUGAAUGAUAGAUUUCAAGAAGAUCUUAAGAAAAUAUUUUUAGUUCCACCACCCCAACAUCCAAGAUUGAAUGAUUCUAACAAAGAUCCAAUAGAUGAAAUUGAAGAAGCAUUUAAUCUGUGA
This is a messenger RNA of Pieris macdunnoughi, 2304 nucleotides long. Lineage: Eukaryota; Metazoa; Arthropoda; Insecta; Lepidoptera; Pieridae. The record is from the annotation of a GenBank genome assembly.